Messenger RNA from Cannabis sativa, 543 nucleotides. RefSeq lists its product as uncharacterized. NCBI's taxonomy places the organism in Eukaryota, Viridiplantae, Streptophyta, Magnoliopsida, Rosales, Cannabaceae. The coding region runs from base 1 to 543 and encodes 180 amino acids. Gene Ontology annotation, biological process: proteolysis. The transcript has a single exon. Gene Ontology annotation, molecular function: aspartic-type endopeptidase activity. The record is from RefSeq and is a predicted model, not a curated record.
AUGGGUCCUAAUAAGAGAUUCCAAUGUAAUCAAGGUUUCCGAUGCAGUGGAAACAAAAAUUGGCAAACCUAUCCAAAGUGCCCGAGGUGCAAGAGACGCCAUCAGAGAGAAUGUCAAGCUAGAGCCUACUUCCAGUGUGGAGUGGUGGGCCAUCUGAGAAGAAAUUCCCAACAGUUACAACAACCAAAACAGAAGAAAGAUGAUACUCCAGUUCUUGCUCGGGUGUUUACUUUAACUCAGCCAGAGGCCAAUGUUGGUCCUUCUACCGUGACAGGUCAACUUUCUAUUGAUAGUACCUUGUUGACUAUUUUAAUUGAUUCUGGGGCAACGCAUUCUUAUUUGUCGAGUAAAGUGAUUGGAAAUCUACACAAACCUAGUGAUGUUUUACUAAGUGGUUUUGGUACUUUACUGCCUACUAGAGAAUCGACUAUUUCUAGUAGGUGGGUUAGGUCCCUUCUAGUGUAUGUGGAGGGAAGAGAAUUUUUGGUUGAUCUGAUUAAAUUGAACAUAGAGGACUUUGAUGUUAUAUUGGGGAUGGACUAG